This is a messenger RNA of Xenopus laevis (African clawed frog), 4958 nucleotides long. It is a transcript of the gene fam78a.L, whose product is annotated as protein FAM78A-like. The record is from RefSeq and is a predicted model, not a curated record. Bases 948 to 1892 code for a protein of 314 amino acids. The transcript is spliced from 3 exons. Lineage: Eukaryota; Metazoa; Chordata; Amphibia; Anura; Pipidae.
AGCAGAGGAAAUGGCAGUUUAAUAGCCAAGUGCUGCAGCUUUACGCCAGAGGCAGGAGAGGGGGCAGUUGAUGGGAUGCAGGCAGAUCGGGCUGACAGUUAGAGGUGCAAAGGGACAGCGCUGAGCCUCAUACACAGGGGGGAAGCCACCCCAAGGCAAAGAGGGAUUUGCAACUGCCAAUCAACAGAAACUGCCUGGCUUUGGCUGUGCAGUAAUCCAGGGCCAAUGGUUUAGGGAUCCCCCAGAAGGGGGACAUUUUUGUUUGGGGAGGCUACCAAUAGAAGGCUUUCCAUUGGAGAACCUACAAUUAUAUUUAUAUGAAUAUAUAGAAGUUGGAGGAUUUGGGGGAGGCCCCCCAUUAAUCUCCAGCUAUAGCCGGGGGGGCAGCACUAUCAUGCUCACGCUCAGUGUCCCUCUUGCAAAGUUUCCUGUAUGGCAGUUGCAGUCUGUGCGAGGGUGGGGUGUGCUUAUUUUAAGGAGGAGGGGUGGAGAAAGAGGAGGGAGUGGGGUUAGAUGUAAAGGGGAAGAGAAGUGACAAGGUUUAAAAUAAGAUGCAGUGACAAGGGCAGCAGCAAUCAGGCAGGAGGACACGGUGCUACUCUCAGGAUCCGGAGACAAGGGGGGGAGUGAUUGGGGAGCCCCCUCCCCUUGUCUGCUUGGCUUUACAUUGCUAAUCCCUUGCACUCUCAUAGAGGCUGCUGGUGGCAAGAUCAGCCGGCUGGAUACAGGCAUCAAGCAGGUGAGCACCCCCCUCCCUCCCUCCAUGGUAGCUCCCCAGGGGUGAGAUGUGAAGGCUCAAAUAUCUGCAGAAGAAGACGGGACAUCACCACCCCUCAACUGGAAGAGGGGGGGAUUUUUAUCACUGAUGCCAACGCUCUUACAGGUACGGGGGGGCGGUGGGAUCAACACAUUGUUGGCACCACUGAGAUGCCCGUAAUUCCAUCUCUAUGGAUGUAGAACGGGAGUCCCGAAAUAUCAGCAGCAGCCACCAGGACGACCUCUCACCCAGCUCUGACCUGGAAAGGAGACGUAACUUCCACCUUUCCCUACAUCGUCAGGACUGCCUGAACCUUCUGGAGAUUGCGCUGGUGCUCAAUACCAUGGGAUGCAUUCAGAGUCUGAGCUGCAAACCCAAGGUCCUGAGAGAGUCUAUUGCCGUGCUGGAUCUCAAGGCCUCCAUUGACUCCACUCCCACCACCAUUGACGAGUCAUCCAACGUGGUCCUCAGAUACAGGACACCUCACUUCAGAGCCACAGCCCAAAUUCUAGUGCCUCCCGUUGCCUUGAAGGAGACAUGGAGGAUAGGGUGGAUCCAGGCCUGCAAUCACAUGGAGUUCUACAACUAUUAUGGAGACCUGGGCAAGUCCAGCUGGGAAUUACCUGACCUUGAGUGUGGAAAAAUCACAGCCAUCAGCGAUUCCGAUGGAGUCAACUACCCUUGGUACGGCAACACCACUGAGACUUGUACCGUCACCGGCCCCACCAAACGGGAAUCCAAGUUCACCGUCAGCAUGAAUGAUAACUUCUACCCAAGCGUGACAUGGGCGGUGCCUGUCAAUGAUGGCAACGUGUCAAAGCUGACGGGCAUCCACAGAGACCAAAGCUUUACCACUUGGCUGGUGGCAACAAACAUGGCCACCAAUGACAUUAUUAUCCUUCACACAAUAAAAUGGAGGAUGAGACUUGAAAUUGAGGUCAACCCCAAUAUGCCGUUAGGGCAACGAGCCAAACUAAAGGAGCCCUUUGGGCAGGAGCAACCACAGGUACUCAGCAAAAAUGAACCCAUAGUUCCUAGUGCACUGAUAAAACCCAACGCAAAUGAUGCCCAAGUGCUAAUGUGGAGGCCAAAAAGUAGGCAAGGAGAAGUGGUCAUCCCACCCAGGUGCCGGUAACAGAGACAGAAAGAAAAAAAUUAGCUGCUAAAUCAUAUUUUUUUGCUUUAUUCUAAGCUCGGGUAUCACUGUGUUAUUUUAUAUGUGUGGGGGAGAGGAGCCUUGUCCAAUAAAAGAGAUACAGGAAAUGGAGAACAGUUGAGACCUUCAAGGACAUGGUCCAACAAAUAAGCUUUGUUGACUCUUGUAGGCCAUCUUCAAGGACCUCUAAUGGUGCCCAGGACAUAGGAGAGAAAUCCUACCUACUGAAUGCUCAGUCUUGGGUCUGUCGCAUGAGAGAGACCUCACUGUCCAAAUUUAAGGGCUUUAAACCCUGUGGAGCGGGUCAAGUUACAAAGUCUCACUUGAUGGCUUCCCUCCAUUUUAAGGAGGAAAUCGACAAACUGGAGAUUUGGAAGUUAUUUAUGAUUUUCUUUUUAUCAAAUGUAACUUUUGUCCGAAUCAUGCAUUUUGCAAAAUUGCCAAAAUCUUCUUUAUAGGUUUAUCAUUUUAAAGGGGAAGAAACCCCAAAUAUAAAAUUUUGCAUACUGAAAACAACUUUAAUUCUAAGCAAAGUUCCAGUUUCAAUGAUCUUUCCCUACUGGCCCUGACCAUUGGAAUGAUGUAGCAGUAGCUAGUGCUCCCCCUCAUGGGGCCCCAUGGAGGUCUGUAGUAUGGUUAAGGGGAUGGCAGGUGGUGUGGGUGGAAUGAUGCUUAUAACUACUUUUAUUAUGCAAAAUUUAAUAUUUGGGCUUCCUACCUAAUGAUGAGGUAGUUGCAGCUUUUUUGGAGGAUUGGGGGGGAGAGAUGCAGGUUUUUUUCCCAAUGGGAGAUGAUACUGGAAGUAGUGUCAGAUUCCUAUAUGGCACAUGUAGUAUUUUUGGUUUGGAAGGCGUGUUUUAUUCAAUUAUCUGCAGUGAUCAAACUCAGGGAAAGGUAGCUAAUUGCUUGGCUACUAAGGGUUGAAUAAAAACAUUGCUGGGCAAUGUUUUUUGGUUAUUUUUUUUUACCUCCGUAUGUAUUGAAAUGAAACACUGAAGGCAAGUGGGAUGGUACAGAUAAGGAGACCUAACCCUUUUUUACCCCUUACCUUUGCAUAGGUGGAACCACGCUCCAAUAGAGCUGGAGUAUCUUUAGGGGCCGGCAAAGUAAGAAAAAAGGUAUUUGUCGUUUGCACAGGAUGGAACGAAUAGAAUAGCUCAGAUAAUAGAGGUUAAAUCUGCAAGUAAUCGGCCAUAUCCGCACCGUCUUGCCUCUGGUGGAAUGCGGCGGGACCAGCCUGCUUUGUGGCCUAUAUUUAGGGAUUGGAAGCAGGUCGACAUGCUUAUGAUCACAAUGAUUAAGGGGGUUUCAAAUGUUCUAUGCUUGAUAAGGUUCUCUCAAUGCAGAAUUGUUGACGUCACGGUUGUGCACAAGGUCAACUGGGCCUCCUAAAGCCAACCAGAGAACCUAAUAAUAUCAAGGGCCCAGUCUCAAAAACAAAAUAUGUAGUAAGGGCUAAAUUAUAUUUUAGAAAGGGCUGAUGGAAUUUAUGGUCUAAAAUGGGGCCCACUGGGGGGUUCUCUGGUGCUCCGGCUGUCCAGUCCGACCCUGGUUGUCCAACCUUUGUUGUGUCCAACUGUUGUGGAAAAGCUGACAUUUGCAUAUGUCUACCCACAAUUCCAAGUGACUGUAAGCAACUUCAUUUUAUUUUGUCUGAAUGUUGAGUUUUGAUUGGCCGUGAGCGUGCAAAGAUGUUUUAAAUGAGGUCUCGUUCUUUUAGAAUUUGCAGAAAAGUCCCGUUUUCUUCCUUUCAUCACCUCUGCCAUAAUAGUCAUCUCAGCACUGGGAGAGUGAACCAGCAGCAGACAUAACAGAUUUCAUUAUGUCUCCGUCAGUCUCAUAGAGAUAUGGGCAUGUUUUUACAGGCAAAGGACAUUGGAUGGGAAAUGGUGCGAAUGAUGAUAUGGAAAUCUCUUAAGUCUGAUAUGCCAAAUAAAACAACAAAGCCAAAAAUAAAUAGUCUGAUAGGGUUAUGUCAUAAAACUCACAAAGUUUGCACCAGGUCUAGUAACCUAUAGCAACUAACCAGGCCUUGCAUUUCUAACAGGUGGCCAGAUGAUUGGUUGUCAAGGGGUACUAGUUUGCGUUUGUUAGCCUGCAGGUCAUGUUAUCUCUUUAUAUAACUAAAUGCUUAAAUUGGGCAAGACAAGAUGGGAAGCAUGGCAUUCACCAGCACAAAGUGGAGAAAGGAUCUUGCUUGUGAGUACUUAGAAUAUAAACUAUGUACCUAUCCUGUGAGUAAUUAGAAUAUAAGGAAUGUUCUUGCCUGUGAGUACUUAAGACUAUAAGGAAGGAACUUGCCUGUGAGUACUUAGUCUAUAAGGAAGGAACUUGCCUGUGAGUACUUAGUCUAUAAGGAAGGACCUUGCCUGUGAGUACUUAGUCUAUAAGGAAGGACCUUGCCUGUGAGUACUUAAGACUAUAAGGAAGGAGCUUGCCUGUGAGUACUUAGUCUAUAAGGAAGAACCUUGCCUGUGAGUACUUAGUCUAUAAGGAAGGACCUUGCCUGUGAGUACUUAGUCUAUAAGGAAGGACCUUGCCUGUGAGUACUUAGUCUAUAAGGAAGAACCUUGCCUGUGAGUACGUAGUCUAUAUGGAAGGACCUUGCCUGUGAGUACUUAGUCUAUAAGGAAGAACCUUGCCUGUGAGUACUUAGUCUACAAGGAAGGACCUUGCCUGUGAGUACUUAGUCUAUAAGGAAGGACCUUGCCUGUGAGUACUUAGUCUAUAAGGAAGGACCUUGCCUGUGAGUACUUAGUCUAUAAGGAAGAACCUUGCCUGUGAGUACUUAGUCUAUAAGGAAGGACCUUGCCUGUGAGUACUUAGUCUAUAAGGAAGGACCUUGCCUGUGAGUACUUAGUCUAUAAGGAAGAACCUUGCCUGUGAGUACUUAGUCUAUAAGGAAGGAACUUGCCUGUGAGUACUUAGUCUAUAUGGAAGGACCUUGCCUGUGAGUACUUAGUCUAUAAGGAAGGACCUUGCCUGUGAGUACUUAGUCUAUAAGGAAGGAACUUGCCUGUGAGUACUUAGUCUAUAAGGAAGGAA